This is a messenger RNA of Silurus meridionalis, 7666 nucleotides long. RefSeq names its product sorbin and SH3 domain-containing protein 1. Gene Ontology annotation, cellular component: nucleus; cytoplasm; cell-substrate junction. NCBI's taxonomy places the organism in Eukaryota, Metazoa, Chordata, Actinopteri, Siluriformes, Siluridae. Gene Ontology annotation, molecular function: protein binding. The coding region runs from base 243 to 4652 and encodes 1469 amino acids. Gene Ontology annotation, biological process: cell-substrate adhesion. The record is from RefSeq and is a predicted model, not a curated record. The transcript is spliced from 27 exons.
GGACAGUCAGAGAGUGACCACAGGGAGUUUUAUGCUAAUGAGCGCGGGGCCAAAGCUGCUGGCGCACGAGCACGAGGACUCAUUCUAAACUGCGUCGUCACCACGGAAACCUGGACUGCUUUCGCGUGAACAAGGGCUCUCCAGCAGGGGGCACAGUGGGGUUUGAUGCAGCUCCCGGAGCACAUCCACUCAUUAACAGUCCACGUAGUGUUGCUGCAGUUCGGAUCACUCCUCUGAGGACCAUGAAGAGCUCUCCAGAUCUGAUGCCCACUGAGUUGGAUCCAAGUCGUGUGUGUAAGGGCAAGGGAGCUGUUACUCUGAGAGCAACAUUAGUGCACGUCGAAGAUGGAGACUGUAUCACCCAGGAACAGGUUGUGAAUCCAGCCAAGAGUGAAUGCCACAGAGCGGUCAAUGGAGAUGCCACAGAAACGGAUUUGGCAGAGAAAAGGCAAAAUAGCCCCGGAGCUGAUUUAAAUUCAGACCAAGUCUUUAAGGCUACAGCACAGGUCGAGUGUCCAAUAAGCUUAAGCCUGAGUGAUUUCCCAUCAUCAGACACUGUGCCAACUUUGUGCACACCAAACAGCAGUGAAUACCCAACUACUGUUUUUCUGCAGCACGGAACAGGCAAUACAGAUGCUGUAGAGCAGCAGGACAGAGAGUGUGAUCAAGGCUUGAACGAGACUGAGGUCUGUCCUCCACCUGAAGAUCCUGAAAGACCCUUCACACAGAUGGAGAGCAAAAAAACGAUGAUAACUGUUUACCCAGCGUCCCCUGUCCCAAUGGAGAAGCCCCGAGUCCCAGUACGGAACACAGAGAAGUCUAAAGACUGGUACAAGAACAUGUUCAAACAAAUCCACAGAGUUCCAGAAACCGUUGAGGAAAAUCCAUACCGUCCCACCUACAUAUUCCCAGAGAGUCAUGACAGGCCACUGAAAACCAGAGAUGACAGCUCUUCCCACAUGGAUGACUAUGGACGAAGUGUUCCUCGGUCUAAAAGUGCUGCUGACAUGGGCAGUGAACAUUCAAGGCGAAGAGUCUCCAUGCCAACACGAACAUCUUCUCUACUGCCAGAAAGAAAUGAGUGGGAGCCCCCUGACAAGAAGGUGGACACCAGGAAGUAUCGUGCUGAGCCCAGGAGCAUCUUCGACUACGAGCCAGGGAAGUCGUCUGUGCUGAGGGCGGAGAGGCCGGACUUACCCCUAAAAGAUGUAGAUUUAGAGAAUGAACCAUGGUAUAGAUUCUAUUCAGAGAUGGAGUUUGACAAAACGAGUGCCCCCUCUUUCACUCCUUUGGAAACAGCCUCCGACCUGCAGCACUACUCGCCUUGUAAAUCGGGCCCCAGUGUGGCGGGGAAGGAGAGCGGCUCGGCUGGUGCUGAGCACGCAGCUCCAGAAUGUGAUCGUCACAUUUACAAAACCGUCCUGGAGGGUGGCGACAUCCCGUUGCAGGGCCUGCGAGCACUUAACAAACGCCAUCCUAGUACUUCUUCUAAAGGUGGGAAUGGUUGUGUGAUUUCACCAUGCUCCUCUGUAAAUGGUCGGUCUGUUCUUGCCAGUAGCACACUAGGUGCUCAGAACAAGACUAAAAAAUCCCUAUCUGCUGCCAAAGCCUGCAUUCCUCAAAUCCUCCCCUCUAAGUUCAAGCCUAAAUUUGCCCCUUCUACUGAUGAGAACCAGGAGAGGAGAGUCGAGGCAACGGCAUGGGCCAAAGUGCACAGCUGUGAGGAACUACACAAAGAGCCAUGUCUCUCAGGAAACGAUGAUACAACAGACAUGUAUCAUGAGUUCAGUUCAGACCCUAACGCCAACUGCUUGCCAGAAACUAUUUGCAAAAAUAUCACGCCUGUCAAAAACGGGCCUUUCAACGUAGCUGUAAACAGCACCGCUGAAUUUUCAACCCUGUACAGGAACAUGCAUCACAUCGAGAGGCCAAGAUCGCUGGGCUUCAGCCCUCAUGCUAGUGUGCGUAGCUUGGCUUCACUUUUUGAAAGGUCAGAUGCUGAUAUCACUGCUGAGCGGUGCAGAAACAUCCCCCGUCAUGCCGUCGGUUGUCGUGUGAUGGAGUUUGAGCGUAUCAUUCAGUGCUCCAGCACCGCCCCAACACGCUCUGCCUCCAUGCCUACACUUACCAGUGGCUCAAGUCCCUCCCAUAGUCCCGCCCCUGCAGCUUCUUUUCUUCAGUCAGCACUUUCUGCUGAGUCUUUAGUAACACAAGGGACAGCACAUAUAGAAAACUGUCCCUUAGUGUGUGAUGAGGAGCAGAACUCUAAGAAGGAGAUGACUCUCAUAGAAAAUGAAGAUUCAAAGGUGUGUGUUGCAUCUUCUAAAAAGAACCAUAACUCAACUACGGACUUACUGUCACACAAUGAUGGCAAAAUAGAACAGAAGGACAGUUGUGUGCAAAAUGCUCCAAAGGAAAAUCCCUCUCUUGGUCUCUUACUUCCCAACACCCCAACAUCAGGGCACCACCACCACCACCACCACAACCACCACCAUCCUCACGAUCACCUCCCCUUCCACCUCAAACCCAGCAAGUGUAAAGGCUCCUGUCCUGCCUCCUAUACUCGUUUCACCACUAUCCUCAGGCAUGAGCGUCAGCAGGCCAGCAGCUGCCUGCAAGAGAAAAGAUCAGGCCCUCCCACAAACUUAUUGUUAAUGGGGCCAGCACCAUUCUCCUUACGGAAAACCCUGCACAAUCUCCAGGCCAAAAAGACUCUUUCAGCUACAAAAAGCCUGGCCAGAGAUACUGCUGAGAUUCGAGCACUCUCGUCCAGACUGCGACCUGUCAUCCCUCAACGUCUGUCCUCUCUUGAGGUGCUAGAAAGGCUCAGUAAUGGUUCAGAGGGGGCCAAUGGCGAUGACCUCAUCGAUGCUGAGUGCUCAGAUGCCAAUAAAAACCACUGUGGAGACUCAGAAUCCUCACAGCCAUUAAGCCAAGGAGAUCAAGGAGAUAACCCAGACGAGGUGGCCCGCAGACGCUACGGAGACAAAGAGAAAAUUCUGGAGGAGCAGAGACGCUUAAAGAGGGAACAAGAGGAGGCGGACAUUGCAUCACGUAGGCAUGCAGGCCUUGUCCUCACACAUCAGCAGUUCAUCACCAAUGAGCGCUUUGGGGACUUGCUCACCAUCAAUGACUCAGAGAAAAGAAAAUCUGGACCAGAGAGGACACCUGCCCUGGCCCUGUUUAAUUUCAAAGCGGAGACAUUGAAGGAGCUGCCAUUUCAAAAAGGAGACAUUGUGUACAUCUUUCGGCAGGUGGAUCAAAACUGGUAUGAAGGAGAGCAUCAUGGUAGAGUUGGCAUUUUCCCACGCAACUAUGUUGAGCUACUGCCCCCGACGGAAAAAGCCCAGCCGAAAAAGAGCGCUCCAGUUCAUGUGCUGGAGUAUGGAGAGGCCAUCGCUCGCUUCAAUUUUACCGGGGACACAGCUGUUGAGAUGUCGUUCAGAAAGGGAGAACGGAUAACACUUAUCCGUAGGGUGGAUGAAAACUGGUACGAAGGAAAGAUUUCAGGCACCAACCGACAAGGCAUCUUCCCAGUCACUUACGUGGAUGUGCAUAAAAAGCCUCGCGUAAAGAAUGGAGUGGACUUCCCCGAUCCUCCACUUAGCCAGUCACCACAUCGUAGCACAAACGCAUCCCCACAGACGAUGCGUACCCGUCUUAGCACCUCCCCUCUUCCCCUACCACGCUCACCACGCCGAUCUGUCUCUCCGGAAGUCCAUGCCAUAUCUAACGAAUGGAUCUCCCUCACAGUAGGAGGUGUGAGCUCUAGCCCCCCGGCUGCCCCAACUCCUCCUCUGCCUCCUCUGCCCAGUACUGCCUAUCGUCUGGGUGAAUAUCUACCUCCAUCGCACUCAGCCAGCCCUGUGCCUCCUACUACCAGCAGCCCAUACUUCAUCUCACCAAUGGCCUCGCCAUCCAACUCCCCUCUGCCCCCUCCUUAUCCACCCCGGCCCAACUCUGCCACUCCGUUUCUCACCUUUACACCACCACUAGGAGAAGACUUCCUCCUUUUCCCUCCUUCUCCACGUCUGUCACGUAGUCUGAGUCCAUGUGGGGGUGCCGGCAUGGAGGGAUGGCUGGUGGGAGCAGGAAGGCUGGAUUCAGAGCCACAGGAGGGUGAAGGGGGAGAGCUGGACAGGGUUGGGGGCUCCCGCAAGGCACCAUGCAGCUGGAGAAAUAGUCCAGCAGAGCCUUUGAAGAAUGAAGCAGAUUACCUUGGGAGAUCCUCAAGAAGUCCGGUCAUGUUGUUUGACAUCCAGGACAGCAGCAUGAAUGCCAACUCAUUCACGGAGGCAGUUUGUAAUGAGAUCAUGAAUAUUGCAGAGACCUCAGUGAGGUACUGCAGCACUUUAUCCCGCCCUAUAGACUCCGCCCAUAGAUUGAUGCCCCACCUCAGUAAACGCUCUCUCAUCAUUUCCCAGCAACCCCAGUCUCAAAGCAGCAGCCCUGAACCUGGACGCCUGAGCUGCGGCAUAUUCCAGGCUUUGUACAGCUAUAUGCCACAGAAUGACGAUGAACUAGAGCUGCAGGAGGGAGACCUUGUGAACGUCAUGGAGAAAUGCGAUGACGGCUGGUUUGUGGGUACAUCUAAGAGGACAAAACAGUUCGGCACCUUCCCAGGGAACUACGUGAAAGCCGUUAACUUGUAAUAUGUGAAACUGUCUGCAUCUAGCGAGUCUAACACAAUGUUAAUAGUAGCCUGUGUGGGACAGUGUUACUCGCUGAUCUGAAGUGUUUGAAUAUUUUCCCCCUUUUUUUUGACAGUAUUGUGUCUUGCCCAGGUAAAUGCCCAGGUAUGUGAUCGGUAAGGUUUGUAGCAUGUCAGCAAGAAUUUGGAAAGGAUCAGUCUUUUACAUAUAGUUUUAUACAACAUACAUUAUUUACUUCCGGGUUUCUCACUUUUUACUGAAUCACAUACCUGACAUUAACACAGCAAAACUCAGCAACAGACCAGGACCAGUAUUGUAAAGGGUCAGAGUUUAGAUAAAAGCCACUUAAAGGAGGGAACUAUUGUUGAAGGUUAAAGGGCUGGAGAAAGGUCAGCAAAAUAAAGUAUGUAUAUAAAAAAUAUAUAAGGAUUUACAGAAGACCUAAAAAUUCUGUUUUGGACUCCCUGUGUAUAUUUUGAGAGCAAUAUACGAUUGCAUGGUUGAGGUUCUGUUCAGAUGUAAACUGCCACAUGGACUGAUAUCACUGAACUGUAGGCACUUAAGUCUGUGUGGACUAAUCAUGGAUGUUUUGAAGAUCAGCUGUGUGGAAAUACAGUAUAUUAUUUAUCACAGCUAUAGAGUGUUUUAUUUAUCACAGCUGCAGUGUUUUAUUUAUCACCGCUUAUUGGCUGAAUGAAUUGAUAUGAAAAAGAGUAGCCUUUUUUUUGUAAAUCCUAUUUUAUGGGUAUAUAGGCUUUAAAGACCAGGAGAAUCAGGUUCCAUCAAAAUCUAAAACAUCCUGAUUUGGUUUCUGUAUUUCAUAAAAUAGAAUUAAUACAAAAGGAACCAUCAAUUAUAAUCCUUCACCUAAGUGAAACUGAUCUGUUACUAGACAUACAAAUUGUCAGUGGUUUUUUUUGUAAAUGACUAAGUCAUGUGAAGUGAGAGAACAUUUUGCUUUCAUUAUGGUGUUAGUAGAUCAGCAGUUAAAAGUAAAUGACUUUAAAACACUUAGUAGUGUGACUAGGCUCAUCUCUUAUACUGUAUGUACAGUGAAUAAGAAUUCUCCAGAAAAAAAUUAAAUACACAGAAUAAGGUAUUACACAAAUAAAAACUGUUUUAUAUUUAACAUUGUAUUUAUGAUGCAUCUUGGGAUCAUCUUAAUCAGCUUUAGUAACGAUCUUCUCAAAUAGGUCAAGCUACAAUACUGACGUAAAAGAAAACUACUUGUUUGGUCAAAUUCUUCUUUUACAACAAAAAGCUCAUUAUUAAUACAUUUCACUCAGAAAUAAAUGUAUACACAGACAUUAAUUUCACUAUUUACAUUUACAAGUGUUAAUGCUUUUUACCAAAAUAUCUUUAUUUCUCUGAAAAGUACACUGAAUUUUGUGUCCCCACUUUUAACUUGUAGUGCAUUUCAUUUGGCAUGUGUACUACAGCAUUAUAUUAGUUCAAAUGCAGAGGCAGAAAAAGUGCUACUUGGAGAAUUCAGGCACUGAAACAUUUGUUCAUCCCUACUUCUACGGGGCAGGAGGCGAUAGGGGUUAUUGAUUGUUGGGCAUUAAAACAAGACGUUUAAACAAUAUUGGAAUCCAAUGAAUAUUUUAGAGAUAUAGAGGCUAUUUUAGGAACCACUUCAGAAAUAUUCAGUAAAGCAAUGUAAAUACAGUUCCUAUUAUCCUUAUUCUUGUAACAUUUCAAAUUAUUCUUAAAAUAUUCUUAUUUUCCUAAUCCUGAAAAUAUACAACACAUAUGAUCACCGUAAUACAUUGCUGUACUACACAGGCCUGUGUGUGCGUGUGAUUUCUUUUUAGAAAGCUUGGAGCAAGAGGGACAGCAAGCAUUAACCCAGGAUCACAGAACCUGAAAGUGUUUUUGAUCUGUAUGAAAUGCAGAACCUCAUUCCUCCCUAUCUUGAAGUGCCAUUUAUAAGCACUAAUGUAAGCUACAUUAGGACAUUAGGAUCUUUUUUGUUACCUGUAUACUAAACCAUACAAACUAUUUAUGAUUGUUUUGUAACUUCAGCUGUAGCUGCAUUUCCAGUGUGGUGUAGAUUUGAAUUUGAAGGGGAAAAGACUAAACCCGACGCGAAGAACAUACCAUGCAUGUGUUUCUGACCUCUUGCACCUCUAACAGCCAUGAAGUAUUUAAGAUAAUGAGCUAAUGACUGCUGAAUACUUUGCUCCCAGUUUUAUUAUUGCGCUUUGCAUUCUCAAUCAUGCCACAGCGGGUCACUGCUGAGCAUGUGCGGAGUGUGUCACAUGUUUAACUGUGCUCCAAAUAGACCCACAUUCAGUAUUUAUCAUGUUCUUCGUUACUAAUAAAGAGUUGUUUAUUAGCUGGCUCAAAACCAGUUAGCACACUGAUAGAUUCACAAAAGUUUUACAGUUCAUCACAGCUUUAUUCCGGUCGACUGCACGAAACAUGAUGCGAGCUACAAGUUAGCAAAUGAAUAUAGUGUCUUGAGAAUCCUGUGUUUUGGACAGAGAGAUUCGUAAUUGUAAAUAUGUAUAGUAUAAAAUAAAUAAAAUGUUUGAAGUCACAACAGCCUCUAUGAAUAUAGUUUAUAUUAUAGGUCGAGUUUUAGGAAAGCACAGCAGGUUGCUUUAUGGCGCACGCACUCUGAUAUGAGUGAAUGAACAAAUUUCUAGCACUGUGUUAGGAUCCAGAUGCCUUUUGUCUCACAGCUUUGUUAACCGUGCCUCUUUUUUUUUUCCAUUUUGCCUUGAUACAUUGAAAAGGAAAUCUGUUAUUUUGUAGAAUAUGAUGCUUGACCACAAGUGGGUCAGGGGAGACAUUUUCCAAGAUCCUGUCUGCAAUCACUGGACAUGUCAUAAAGAGUGUGACAUCAUGCCUGUAGUGAUCUUCCACAUGCAGAGAAGCUCACACUGCAGUUAGAUGUUGUUUUCCUUGAUUUGCUGUGCAGUUACAGAUAGAAUGUUGGAAACAUUUACUGCUAUUUACUGCUGUGAUUUCAUUAUUAUGCAAUAUUUAAUAAACUGUAUUAAAGCUUU